Molecule: messenger RNA, 1816 nt
Organism: Diospyros lotus (date-plum)
Lineage: Eukaryota; Viridiplantae; Streptophyta; Magnoliopsida; Ericales; Ebenaceae
Product: alcohol acyltransferase 16-like
Exons: 2
Coding region: 174-1553 (459 amino acids)
Source: RefSeq, a predicted model, not a curated record
UAAGUCCUGCAAAUUUUUAGUUUAUUUAGGUGAACUUCUCUCUCUCUCUAGAUAUAUGUAUAUACAUAUAUAUUAUGGGGAAUAUGCAAUUCACAACUCCAAAGUAGUAGAGGAUUCAUGUAAUCUGUUUUUUUCUCCCUUGCAAGUUUAAUUAAGAAGCAUCUUCCUGGAAAAUGUCGUCUUCAUCGUCUCUUACUUUCACCGUGAGAAGGCAAGAGCCUCGACUGGUUGCGCCGGCAAAGCAAACGCCUUGUGAACUCAAACCACUCUCUGACAUUGACGACCAGCAGGGCCUCCGGUUUCAAGUUCUCGUGAUAAUGUUUUACAGGAAAAAUCCUUCCAAGGAUGGAGAGGAUCCCGCCAAGAUCAUUGAAGCAGCACUCGCUGAGACCUUGGUUUUCUAUUACCCGUUAGCCGGCAGGCUUAUCGAAGCCAGCAACCGGAAACUCAUGGUGGCCUGCACCGGCGAAGGGAUUUUGUUCCUAGAGGCGGACGCCGAUAUCGAGCUUGAGCAGGUCAGCGACCCGCUUCAGCAGGGGUUUCCGUACUUGGCGAAGCUUCUGCAGGAUGUUCCCGGAUCCGAUGGAAUCGUCGGUUGCCCACUCCUUCUCAUUCAGGUGACUCGUUUCCAAUGUGGUGGCUUCGCCUUUGCAGUUCGCCUGAACCACACCAUGAGUGACGGCUCUGGGCUAAUCCAAUUCCUGAACGCCAUUGCCGAGUUUGCUCAAGGCAAAGCAGACUCCCCUUCUGUUACUCCCGUUUGGCAAAGGGAGGUUUUAUUCGCGAGAAACCCUCCUCGGGUCACUUGCUUGCACAAUGAAUACGAGCCAGAGCUCGACCUCGAAGACCAAUCCAACGGUGAUGGUAAUGAAACGAUGAUCAGUCGAUGGUUCUUCUUCGGUACUAAAGAGAUAGGUGCCCUUCGGAGCCAUCUUCCCCCGCAGAAACGACCGAGAUUCACUAGGUUCGAGAUAAUUACAGCUUGUAUCUGGAAAUGCCGCACAAUUGCGCUCGGCAUUGGCCCGAAUGAGAGCGUUCGAAUUUCAUGCAUUAUCAAUGGUCGCGGCAAGGCUGGGCUAGAUAUACCGGAUGGAUACUACGGCAACGUUUUUGUCUGUCCAGCAUCGGUUUUGAAGGCCGAAACGGUUUCAAAAUACCCACUGGAAUAUGUUGUGGAGCUGGUGAAGAAGACGAGGAGCCAAGCGAUUGAUGGCGAGUAUUUCAUGUCAGUGGCUGAUCUUAUGGUGACUAGGGGAAGACCGUUGUAUGCAAGGAAAGGGAACUUUAUUAUUUCUCAUGCGGCUCAACUUGGAUUCGACAAAGUCGACUUUGGGUGGGGGAAGCCGGUGUACGGCGGGCCGGCUGCGGCCUUCUCUCUAAUGAGCUUCCUCUCGAGUUUCAGGGACAAUGAAAGAGGAGAUGGGAUUCUGACGGCGAUAUGCUUGCCGGGGUCGGCCAUGCAGAGGUUCGAAGAUGAACUGAAGAAGAUGACCAAGGAUGCUUUGAGAGAUGUGAACGGUCACAUCCCAGCGAGAAUUGCAUCUAAGCUCUAAAGUAAUUGGUUGAAGAUUAAUUUGAAUUUUCAAGAUGCAUGUAUGUGUCUUGGUUUAUCUGUGUAUGCAAGUUCAAUGUCACUUUAUUAAUUAUGGGUCAUGUAUUAGUUAUUUUGCUUCAUGUAAUUAGUGUGCCGAAUAGAUUCAUAUACUUGGACAUAUUAAGAAUCAUGUUUGUACCUGUAAGCACCCCAUUGUAUUUGAGCUUGAUUAAUCCUCCUCCUAAACACUCUUCUCUCUUAAAAAAGUCUCUUCCUCCUAAA